ACAUGUUGACGGUUCUUUCGUGUUUUUCGGCCAAUUUUCACCGGAUUUCCGCGCGCUAAAAACGGUAAUCGGGAAAAGAAGCUUCUCCGAACGGUCUGUGUGAAUUUCGCGUCCGUACGGUAAUGCGAACCCCGUCAAAAUCGAGCCCGAACAGCGGAAUAUUUUAACAUGCAAUACAGUAUCUGUGUAUGUAGGCGAAGCGGCGUUGCCGGACCGGCGCGGCUGCGGCGUUGCCAUUUACGGUUUUUAACGCAGAGUGCUGUGGAGCGAUGUGCUGGUGACAGUUGAAUGCGCAAGGCUGAGAUCCAGAUGGCUCACGUCAAAAUGAGGAAGAUCCUCGUCAGGGACAUGAACGACGUGUUGGUAUGCACGUUGUGCAACGGCUACUUGAUCGAGGCGACCACGUUGACGGAGUGCCACCAUGUUUUUUGCAGAGGGUGUAUUUUGAGGUACUUUGAAAACUGCAAGACGUCGUGUCCGUCGUGCAACUUCGUCUACAAGAAGAAGAACCAGGUGUUCUUCAAGGCGGAUCCUCAAGUGCAAGCUAUCGUGUACAAGGUGGUGCCGGGGCUCUACUCCAAGGAGAUGCAGAGGCGGGAGGACUUUUAUCGGAGUACGGGGGUGAGGGCGAGUAGUUCGUGCAGUGAUGACAGUGUUCUGGAGAGGGAAAGGGAUCUGAUCAACGAUGAGGAGUCCAUGGUUUCGUCAUACGUCGGCGACAAGAGCCAGUUCUUCGGCCCCGAAGACUCCAUCUCCCUCUCCCUCGAGUACUACCAGGUCCACCUCGACAGCACCCCCCUCGACACCAAACCCAGGCCGGCUCCAGCGGCCCCGAAUCCGGCGGAGGUGCAAGACACCAGUGCCAGUGUUCUGAACAACAAUAACAGCGACUCUGUGGGUGACAAACACAGACCGAAAGACGCGAAAAGUGAUAAAGACGGUGAGCAAGAGUGCAAAAGUGAUAAGAGAUUCCUCCAGUGUCCCGCCGCCGUGUCGAUGCGCCACCUCCAGAAGUUCAUCCGGAUGAAGUUCGCCCUCACGCAGCACCACAAGGUCGACAUCAUCUACUCCGGCGAGGUCCUGCCGCUCCACUUCAGCGUGAUGGACGUCGCCUACACCUUCAAAUGGAAAAGACUAAAACCCAUGCGGUUCUUCUACAGGAUCUUCACGCCGCUGAAGAUCCAGCCGAUCAGGAUCGUCAGCACGGGCGGCAAGCAUUUGCAGGUGGUGAAGAGUUGCGAAACGGUGCCGCCGCCGCCGCCACCGCCGCCACCACCGGUGAAGGAGGAGAAGAUCGAGGAGAAGGAGAAAGAGAAGGAGAAGGAGGAGAGCGAGGAGAAGGAGCGGCUGCUGGCGCACCUCCAGCUCCAGAGCAAGAAUAAAGUACAAAACCACGAGGUACCUGAAAAGGCGGUUGAGCCGCCCCCAGUACAAGACUGCGUUUUUGAUUAUGAGGAACAGGAUAAGGAGGAGAUUAAGAGGUUUGCGGAGAUAAGGGAUCGAGAGUGGGCGUUGCAGAAGAAGUUGGAUGAGAGUAGGGAGAGGGAGAAGGAUGAGGAGUAUCACCACUUUAGUAAGAAGAGGAAGAAAAACAAGCACUCGAAGAACGAGAGUAAUUAUAAGAAGAGGAAGUUGCAUGCGGAGAUCACGAACAAAGAGGAGGAGUUGAAGUUGAAGGUUAAGUUGACGCCACACAAUGGACACAAGCACAAGCACCAUAAGAGUAGUUCGCAGAGUCAGGUGGAGAUGAGUAGUAAGGAGAAGUUGUUACAGAUGAGGCAAGUGAGGCACAAACACGUGUCCAGUGAAGACAAAAAUGUACAAACGGUACCUAGUGGCAGCGUUUCUAAAGAAACCAGCACUGAAACUAUCACCGAAGAGAAGAAAGAAGAAAAGAAGCAGAAAGAUAAAGCGGUUGAGACUCCUUCUCAAUCGACGAAUGGUGUUAAGGUUGCCGAAGAACCGAAAAAAGUGGCCGAAAUCACCCCCAAGACCCUCCGCAGCGACUUCCCAAGCAAAACCACCCUAAACAAAGACUGGGGUGCUCGAGUGCCAACCGUACAAAUUGAAAGACACGAGCAAACCGAACAACAAGCCAAGAAGACAUUCCUUAACAAGUCGUACCAAGCCUACGCCGACAAAUACAAGUCAAUAGAAAAAAGCCAGAACAAUAAAACCGACAGUGCCAAACCCGCCCCCAAACCACCCGUCAUCCCCGUAAGCCGCCCUUCAACCCUCGAACGCAAAAUCGCCAACCUCCAACAACGAUGUACCAUAGAAGCGAAAAUCCCCCCCAAAUCCGAAACCAAACCACAGGAGAAGAAACCCAUCACCAUACAAGAGAAAAAGAUCUUGAACACUCCUCAGUACGCCGGCUUCACAGUGAGCAAAAUCGAAACCGGCGUCAAACGCAAACCCGAAAACGAAGACAACCGUCAGGAGAAGCGACCGAGCUUGGAAAUCACCCUCAUCAACCCGCCGACGUGCGAAGCCAAGCCUUCGGCUCCCGUGGCGGCUGCUAAGCCCGCCACCCCCACGCCCGCCAAGCGCCCGCCCCCUGCCACAAUUCCGUUAGACCGCAUCAAGAAGGCGUUCAGUUUCAAGUCGGGGAUCAGCAUCGAGCCGAAAGGUCCUCCCGAGAAGUGUGACAACAUCGGGGCUUUGGAUCUCUCAGCUAAACCUCCCGCCAAAGGGGAGGCUCCUUCCACCUCCGCGAAAAACAUGAACGGGUUCGCCACCCCUGCCGCCAAAGAGGGGAAAAACGUGAACAUGUCGAAUCUACAAAUGUUGUCUAAAGUGGCAGCUGAACAUCCCUCUUUGAACAAGAACCAGAAGCCUAGACCACAAAUCCCGAGUUUGCAGACUUUGAGGAUUCCGUCUCCCAACCAGAGGAUUCCUCCGAGUUUGAAGAUGAUCGAUAAGAGUCAGUUCCGGAUGAUGAAUCCGCAGAUCAGGAAUUUACGGCCUAAUCAGAACCAGAGCAUCAGGAACAUCCCGAAUCCUAGUCUUUUGGUGCGGCAGCAACAGAAUAGGUUGAACUCGAUGAAUCCUCCCGUCCGGGAGAACAACAAUGGGGAGAAGGAGGGCGUGAAGGCGCCGGCGGGAGAGAGCGCGAAGGUGAGCGAGACGAAGCCGUGUGAAACCAAGGAGGUGUCUGUGUGACAGUAGACUAGAUCUGGCCAGUAAGGGGUCUUGGUGCCUUCCGUUCGUGUUGUUUAUGUCUUCCAUUGUGUUUGUUUGAGGGAGCCGUACUGAGUACCCCGGUGUAUGGAACUUAGGUUCUGUAAUACUCCUAUAGUUAAGUUCCUGCUAUUUAAGACUUAUUCAGUAUGUUACUUAUUAUUUGAGACGAAUUGUUGUUUUAUUUAGUGUUUUGUUUGUGUCAUUGAGUGAUUAUUGUUUCAUGUUACGGUUUUAAUUACUUCUUGUACUUUACGAAUCUGUUCGAUGUUAAUGUGUAGAAUCAGACUGUACUUAUAGAUAUCUUAUACAUAUGUAUAUCACUUGAUCCUUGAUAGGUUUAGUCCCUGAGCGACCAGAAGUUGGGUUUCUACUCGCUGCUAGAUUUACGUGUAUUGUAUAGAUUUCAACUGUGUAUAUAAUGACGAACCAACUGAAUAAAUGAAUGUAUGUA
Zophobas morio is the source of this 3634-nucleotide messenger RNA. Its product is annotated as polycomb group protein Psc-like. The transcript has 6 exons. Bases 289 to 3162 code for a protein of 957 amino acids. The record is from RefSeq and is a predicted model, not a curated record. Gene Ontology annotation, molecular function: promoter-specific chromatin binding. Gene Ontology annotation, biological process: negative regulation of transcription by RNA polymerase II. Gene Ontology annotation, cellular component: PRC1 complex. NCBI's taxonomy places the organism in Eukaryota, Metazoa, Arthropoda, Insecta, Coleoptera, Tenebrionidae.